Messenger RNA from Pseudoliparis swirei, 2787 nucleotides. Its product is annotated as gastrula zinc finger protein XlCGF8.2DB-like. The transcript has 2 exons. The record is from RefSeq and is a predicted model, not a curated record. Gene Ontology annotation, biological process: regulation of transcription by RNA polymerase II. Gene Ontology annotation, molecular function: RNA polymerase II cis-regulatory region sequence-specific DNA binding; DNA-binding transcription factor activity. NCBI's taxonomy places the organism in Eukaryota, Metazoa, Chordata, Actinopteri, Perciformes, Liparidae. Bases 826 to 1707 code for a protein of 293 amino acids.
UAUGUUUAGACCAGAGACUUUACGAGAAGGUUAGACAUGCAGAAUUAAACAAUCCGGCAUUCACGAGGACAGCUACGUGUUCUCUUGCUGUUCUCAACGGCUGCCGUAACUAUGACGACAGUUAACGGGACCGACUGUUGAACCGUAACGCAGGUUUUCCCGCGCAAGUCCAACUCUUUGUCUUGUAGUUUCUUCAGAUACAGCCAGGAGGAGCCGGCAGAGCCCGGAUGUGUGGACUAACUUAUUGAGGAGGACUUUGUUCACAGUUUAAACCUCAGACUCGCGAAGCUAGCAGGAGCUACACGGACCCGAGCGGAGCCGAGUGAGCGACGCGCGUUUCCCGGAGCUGUCUGGAGGAAACGUUUCUGAGCUCGUGAACAUGUCUAAAGCCCAAAUGCUGAGAGGUUUCGUCAACCAGCGACUCACUGCGGCUGCGCAGGAGAUCUGCGGGCUGUUUGAAGGAACGAUCGCAGAGUACGAGGAGGAACUUUGUAGUUUAAAAGAGGAGAACGAGCGGCACCGGAAGCUGCUGUGUUCAACCCGGAAGUCCGGGUCCAACGAGCAGAGGACCCAGAGCCAAAUUUCCCCUUGGGGAUUAAUAAAGUUUAUAUCUAUCUAGAGCCCCCCCACAUCAAAGAGGACCAGGAGGACCCAGAGCCCCCCCACAUCAAAGAAGAACAGGAGGACCUCUGGACCAAUCAGGAGGGAGAGCAGCUUCCAGGGCUGCAGGAGGCUGGUAUCAGGUUCUCAGUCUCUCCUGUAAAGAGGGAAGAUGAUGAAGAGGAAGCUCAGUCCUCUCAGCUUCAUCAAAGACAAACUGAACCGAUGGAGACAGAAGCUGAUGGAGCGCAUUGUGGAGGACCAGAACCAGACAGGAAGUUAGAUCCAGGAAGCGAUCCAGGACCAGAUACUGAUGAGACUGAGUACAGUGAUGAUGGGGAGGAGACUCAGGAACCUCAGUCAGAUGAGAACCCUCUGCUAAACAAAGAAGUCCCUGUAAGGGAUGUGAACUGUAGUCCUGGAACUACAUCAAGCAGCUCGCCUGCAUGUGCUGCACGCUCUGACCACCAGGGACAUCUGGAGAAACCCAGCAGCUCCAAAACAGGAGAGAAAACAGUUCAAUGCUCUGUGUGUGACAACAUAUUUAGAUUCAAUAGUGAUCUAAAGAGACACAUGGCUGUCCACACAGGAGAGAAACCAUUUAGUUGUUCAGUGUGUAGCAAAACAUUUAAACAAAAGGGACACCUGAAUGCUCACAUGACUGUCCACACAAGAGUCAAACCUUUUAAAUGCUCUCUUUGUGACAAAAGAUUUGGAUUCAAUAAAGCGCUAAAGAGUCACAUGACUGUCCACACAGGAGAAAAAACAUUUAAAUGUUCUGUUUGUGAUAAACGAUAUGGAUUAAAUAACGAUCUAAAGAGACACAUGGCUGGCCACACAGGAAAAAAACCAUUUAAAUGUUCUGUUUGUGAUAAACGAUAUGGAUUAAAUAACGAUCUAAAGAGACACAUGGCUGUCCACACAGGGAAAAAACCAUUUAGUUGUUCUACAUGUGAUAAAACAUUUCCACAUAAAAGAAGCCUGACCUAUCACAUGAAUAUCCACACAGGAGAGAAACCAUUUAGUUGUUCACUUUGUGAUAAAACAUUUUCACAAAAGCCCAAUCUGACACGACAUUUAGUUAUCCACACUAGAGAAACUAAGUAGUCGUGGAGUUCGCUCAACAAGAUUCUCUUGUCUCGGUUAUUCCAAACAUCUUUGAAGUAUUCCUGAGAGUCUCUAAAAUAAAUGUGGUGAAACCCUUAAAGGGUACCUGUAGUCAAAAACAACAACGUGCUACAUCCAUUAGGCGCAUCAAAUAAAUCAUAUUUUCCCUGCCGCUAUUGUCAACAAGUCACGCAUAGCCCGAGGCUUUACAUUUCUUUGUCAACAUUCCGAGUCCGUGAACGCUUCAGGGCGCAGACAUCUUGCCAGUUAUUUACUCAUGUCAAAGGUCACUAUGACGUAGAGUCGUUGAAAGGAAUUCAGCCAAUCCGGAGCCACUUCUACACGCGUUGCUUCUUGGGAUAGAUCGGUGGCCUCAAGAAUUACACAAUCUAUAUCAGGGGUGCUCAAUACGUCGAUCGCGGCGACCUGCCAGUCGAUCGCGGCGUAGUAUUGGUAGAUCGCAUGACAUAUAAAAAAUUGGCCCGCCCCCCUGUCACUUUCUCUAUAGCGCCACAUUACAGCAGCAGCACGUCAUUUCUGUCUCUACGUGUUGCGCUGACAGUCCUCUGCCCGCCGUCUCGUGCGCCAUGGAGCUCCGACACCGGUUUGCGCGCAUCGGGACGGACGGAGCAAAGAAAAAGUCACUAGCACCCCCGAACAUGUCGGCCGAUCAUUGCAUCAAUGAAAGACAUCUCCAGCGCUGGCUUAUGCGCGAUGUAGCUAUCCAGCUCACGCUUUUGUGUAAAGCAGAUUAGGUCUAAUGUCACGAUAUCAUCGGACAUAAGUUCGUGUUCUUUACAACAAAUGCACUCUAUGUCUGUUUUUUGUGGCACACAUUUCCCACAACUGCACCAAACGUCCGCCGACUUGCGUGCACGGUCCGCACGGUGAAGCAUCUGGACCGGCGGUCCUUCGGCAUCAACUUCAUCAGAAUCAUCGCUAUCAUCGCUGUCACAAUUAACUAAACGGGGAUAGUCUGCUUUUAAUGGUUCAUACAAGUAUCCAGUUGCUGAAUCUGACAAUCUUUCAUCGUCCAUAUUUCGCCCGUUUUCUAUAUUAUUAUCAAGUUCUCAGCAUUUG